This is a messenger RNA of Scophthalmus maximus (turbot), 5162 nucleotides long. Its product is annotated as high-affinity choline transporter 1-like. Gene Ontology annotation, biological process: choline transport; transmembrane transport; neuromuscular synaptic transmission. The transcript has 9 exons. Gene Ontology annotation, molecular function: choline:sodium symporter activity. Bases 268 to 2040 code for a protein of 590 amino acids. Gene Ontology annotation, cellular component: synapse; dendrite; axon. NCBI's taxonomy places the organism in Eukaryota, Metazoa, Chordata, Actinopteri, Pleuronectiformes, Scophthalmidae. The record is from RefSeq and is a predicted model, not a curated record.
CUCUCUCUCUGACGAGCUGUUGGAGACUUAAGAAACACCAUAGGAGAAUUGUGUCUGCCCGUCCACGAGGAUUACCUUCUAGCGCCUUUAAUAUUUUACCAACAAAAACAACGUUUUGUCACUUUUUUUUUCAAAUCUUUUGCUCCUGUAAUCUGUUUCUAAUCUUCUUCUGUUUUCUCCAACGGGAAGAGCUCUCUCCAUGACAUCCCAGUCCUCCGCGCGUAACAGCACUUGAUCUCGGCGCGGGGGGAAGCGGACGGAGGGACGAUGGCCAUCCACGCCGAGGGUCUCGUGGCCAUCGUGAUCUUCUACGUCCUGAUCCUGUUCGUGGGGAUCUGGGCCGCGUGGAAGAACAAGAGCUCCGGGGUCGGCGAGGGCGGGGAGCGGAGCGAGAGUAUCAUGGUCGGGGGAAGGGACAUCGGACUGUUCGUGGGUGGAUUCACAAUGACCGCCACUUGGGUGGGUGGGGGCUACAUUAACGGGACAGCGGAGUAUGUCUACUUGCCAGACUACGGCCUGGCCUGGGCACAGGCACCGUUUGGUUAUGCUCUCAGCCUGGUAGUGGGAGGCCUUUUCUUUGCCAAACCCAUGCGCUCGCGUGGAUACGUCACCAUGCUGGAUCCAUUCCAGCAGCUUUAUGGAAAGAGGAUGGGGGGCCUGCUCUUCAUCCCUGCGCUGAUGGGAGAAAUCUUUUGGUCUGCGGCCAUUUUAUCUGCCCUGGGUGCCACUCUGAGCGUGAUCGUGGACAUAAACAUAAAUAUGUCUGUGGUGAUCUCAGCUCUGAUAGCUAUCUUCUACACACUUGUUGGAGGACUCUACUCUGUCGCAUACACAGAUGUGGUCCAGCUCUUCUGUAUCUUUUUGGGCCUGUGGAUCAGCGUGCCCUUUGCCCUGUCCAAUCCUGCUGUGACAGACAUCAGUGUUUCAGCCAAGGAAGCGAUCUACCAGUCACCCUGGUUGGGGAAGAUUGAGCCUGAGGACAAAUGGCUCUGGGCCGACAACUUCUGUUUGCUGAUGUUGGGGGGGAUUCCCUGGCAGGUCUAUUUUCAACGGGUUCUUUCUGCCUCUUCAGCUACCUACGCUCAGGUCCUUUCCUUCAUCGCCGCCUUCGGCUGCUUGGUCAUGGCCAUCCCCUCGGUCCUCAUAGGAGCUAUAGGGGCCUCCACUGACUGGAACCAAACUACUUACGGUUCCAUCGCUCCGAAGGACAAGGAAGAAUCAGACAUGAUCCUUCCCAUAGUGCUUCAGCACCUCUGCCCACCCUACGUCUCCUUCUUUGGUCUGGGGGCGGUGUCGGCUGCCGUCAUGUCAUCGGCGGACUCUUCUAUUCUCUCUGCCAGCUCCAUGUUUGCCAGGAACAUCUAUCAGCUCGCCUUUCGGCAGUCGGCCUCAGAUCGUGAAAUUGUUUGGGUGAUGCGCCUCACCAUCUUUGUGUUCGGAGCUCUCGCCACUGCCAUGGCAUUGUUGACGGGAUCGGUGUACGGCUUGUGGUACCUCAGCUCCGACCUGGUCUAUGUCAUCAUAUUCCCCCAGCUUCUCAGUGUGCUAUUUGUCAAGGGCACCAAUACCUAUGGUUCGGUGGCUGCCUAUGUCUUUGGUCUUCUGCUGCGCAUUGGUGGAGGGGAGCCCUACCUCAAACUCCCUCCCUUCAUCUUCUACCCUGGCUGGGUCACCCAGGAGAAGAAACACCACCUCACUGGCGACGUCGAGUACUUUGUCCAGCAGAGGUUUCCAUUCAAGACUGUGUCCAUGGUGGCGUCCUUCUUGGCAAAUGUGGCCUUUUCUUACUUGACCAAGUACCUGUUUGAAAGUGGUAUGCUGUCACACAAGUAUGACUUCCUGGAUGCCGUGGUGUCCAAGCACAGCAAGGAGAUCAUGGACAAGGCUAUACUGGUGAGCAACCAUGAUAACAUCAUUCUGUCAGAGAUGGCGCCCGUCAAGCAGGCCCUGGGCACGUCGCUCGCCGGAACUUUCAUCAACACUGAGGUCCUCAGUGAUGAUGGGACAUCCAGUCCAGAGGCUUUUCACAAUGAAAACUAGACAACAACGGCACAAAGGACACUAGAACCAGGGAAUGUGAAGAAGAAGGAAUAGUCAAAGAGGCGUCAACAUUCUUCAGGAAUCUCGCUACUGCCGCACUGGAAGCUAAAUCAACAGAAAUCUCCAAGUGACUCCACAAGUCUGUUUCAUGCUGAUGACAUGGUGCCUCCUUCUUUUUUGAGAUUCCUUGGCUGAAAACAAGGAGUUGAGUGUCAAUCAGCUGUGUUAGGCAUACCAUACUCAUCACUGUGUUAUUUAACAUGACAAUGAAUCCAAAACCACUGCAAUCAUUUUAUUUUAAAGGCUGCUACAGUAAUCAGAGGAACUCUGACAAGGAACAUACAGCAAACUUAUAUAUGGAAGUCUGCAAGGGUUUGCAGUGGGUCAUGAGAAUAGUGCAAUAUCUAACCAAGGAGUUAUGUCUUUGUCCACAGUUUGUGUGUUAAUAUUCGUGCGUGGGUGCGUGUGUGUGCUCCUGCUGAAAACGCCAGAAACUGUUUUUUCAGACUAAGUAUAGUACAUUUAUUAAUAGAGCAAUAAUAUUUUUAGGAUCUAUGUUUUAAAGUUAGAUACAGUAUGCUUCACUUGUUUAGGGUUAGGUUACAGUCAUUGUUUUUAACUUGAAGACCAGUCGCUUUUUUUGGCGGAUUUAAUGGUGUGUGUGUGUGUGUGUGUGUGUGUGUGUGUGUGUGUGUGUGUGUGUGUGUGUGUGUGUGUGUGUGUGUGUGUGUGUGUGUGUGUGUGUGUGUGUGUGUGCGCGUGUGUGUAUGUGUUCAGCUUGCCAAGUUACAGUAAUCCUCCUGUCAUACUCGUUUAUUCCAGAAACAGUAAGUGUCGAACUAAGAACCUCGUACCUCCAUGAUAUGCCCAAACCCUGGACUCGCCGAGCAGAAGGUUUUGAUACUGAGUUGAAUUUGUGCAGAAUCCCAGAUUACAUUCAUUCCGCUUUAGCUGAUAAAUGCUCCACUCUGUUUACCAGCUAGUUGCUAACUGUGAAACAUAGUCAGUGAGUGUGUGCGUACAGUAGUUGUGUACAAUGGUGACAAAGGUUGUGAACUGGGAAACCAAAAGAAUGAAGAGAAAGAUGGAUAAACACAAGCUGAUAUUUAUUUAAUUUCAUCCCAUGUUUAAGUAAAGGAAAUGAUUAGAUAUAAGUUAUAAUGUUUGAUAUACUUAGACACAAACUAUCUGGUGUCAAAGUCAAACUACCUUGACCUCCACACCUUUGGCACAAUAAAAUUUGCACUGAAUGCAAAACAUUUAGCAGAAUAAUCACGGUAUAAAUGCAAUUCCAUUGGAGUCUCAGCUUUUAUUACCAAUUAAAUCAUAGCAUCGUUUUAUAGAUUAUUUCAUGUUUUUCCUGUGCACCUUCCAGACAGCCAUUGGCUUCCAUUCAUUUCUACACGUUAUCAAGAAUUAUCUUCAGUCUUCAAACAUUCAGACGUCUUUGAUGUAUAACUGCAACUGCAUUACUAUCAAUCGCAACAAUAAAAGCACAUACAGUGUUCAUUUUGUAAGUUCAUUUUCACACAUAAAUGAAUGGAACAAAAUUGCUGCCUGGACAGUAUGAAAAUUCAGAAAUCGUUCAUUGGCAGUGUACACACAUUAUAUAAAUAUCUCGAAAUUAUCUCAAAGGACAAUAAUUGUAAAAUGAUCCCGCAGGCCCCUUUUUGGAACACGCCUGUGUGCAUGUGCCUAUAAAUGUGUGUUUGCUCAUCCUAAAUCUUUACUGACUGGGCAGUCACAGCAGGUUAGAGGAGGCAGGAAGUGAUUUUUUCCUGGGAGAACAUUGUCAGUAGCACCAGUCAUUAUCUGUCCAGUCCCCCACUCAAUUAGCCUUCAGGACAUUUGAUUCAUGUCGGAAACUGCUCCGAGACUUUGGUUUAAAAGGGUUUUUUUUACAGUGUGUUAUCAGUAGUGAUAAUCUGUUGAAUUUAAGCACCAUUUUAUCACACACACUAACAAUAUAUUGUCAAAGGUCUGGCUGUUUUAAACUACUAUACGCACUGCUGUCAAAUGAAGGAGUUGUCACUUUGUGCAGUGAGUUUUGUCAGGAGUGUUUGUCUUGUCGUUUGUUGGUGUCUCUUUGAAUCUAUGGACACGCCUUAAUCUAAAAGGUCGGUGGAGUAAUAUGAUAUAUAUAUGAUAUACUGUAUUUUAUUCAUUGUCAACACUUAAUACCGACUGUCACCAAAAAGCAACAAUGUGUUGGUCUAUCUCCCAGUAAUCUCUGAUUUCCCACAGGCCAUCUGUGGUUUUCAGCCACAAACCCAUUCAUCAUCUGUGUCAUUUUUUUUCAAGACAGAGCAAACACAGCUCGGCAGUGCAGAUUUCAGAAAAUGUUACUCAAAUGGUGCAUUCGUUUGGGGACUAUUUGAACAUGUGGAUUAACACAUAUUCUGUGUUUUUUGGACACUGGCCCUCUCAGGCACACAGGAAUAAGAUAUGGGCCUGCGAAGCUUUGCCUACGGAGAAAAUACUUGAUAGAAGGAUCAUGUUAAUUAAAAUGUUUGGUCCUUUCAAAGAAUUUGGUGACAGUAAGAAAAAACUAGUAGUCAUUCCUUACCACAGCUAGGGGACUUGAUCCUCAUACGCAUUCCACACCCGCGUAGGUACGGUGAAAUGUCCCAAACUGAUGCCGUCCCCUCUCUAAUUUAAGGAUUACAGUUGUGGAACUUUAUGAUAUGCCACCAAGAUGACGUCGGUGUCAAAUUGAACGUAGUGACUGCUGCUCUGACGCUAUGCAAGGUGUCAGGCAAUGGCGUUGGACUUGAAAUGUGAAUGUAAAUGUUCCUCCCCAUCAGAUGAGGCUCAUAAUGAGUGGGUCGUAGCUUCGGCUCAUCCACAAACCUGAACACAAAGAGAAAAGAAUCAACGUCAGCUGUCACACUGACACAUUUGUGAUCUGUGUCGUAAAUUGCAAUGAUGCUGUAUUUUUGUGUGAUAAAUGUAUAUACCAAGAAAACACCAUAGGAACAAAUUAGUCUCCUUUUAAAUGCAGCAAUGAAAAUUAUGUUUGUUGGCGUAGAAAUUACAGCUAUUUAUUUAUUCAUGCAGUUACUAUAAAAGUAUAGUUGUAAACAUACGUGACGUCAGUUGAAUAAAUUAUAUUAAUUAGCACA